Lachancea sp. 'fantastica' is the source of this 747-nucleotide messenger RNA. Lineage: Eukaryota; Fungi; Ascomycota; Saccharomycetes; Saccharomycetales; Saccharomycetaceae. The record is from the annotation of a GenBank genome assembly.
AUGGCCCGGGAGUUCAGAUUUGAUGAGAAUGUUUCAGAAAAACAGCUGAAUUUUCAAUCCACAUCGCUGAUCAUUCCCAGCAUCACCAGGACAAGAAUACACAACUCGAUGUACUAUAAAGCGAAUCUUGACACAGCAUCUUUGAGAGGUAACAGCAUGCUGCAACUGUCCAAGACCAUGUUACACGAAUUAGGUACAUGCCGUGGAAUCCAAAGUCAGAAGGGCAUCGUGUGUGGAGGCGUUGAGUUUAAGUGUCUGCUGAUGAAGCUAAUUCAUAUCAGGCCAACUUGGGCUCAAUUGCUGGUGAUUCUGCAAAAAGGGCACGAGAAGCAUUCCAGAUUCGAUAAUAAAUACCUGGUAGUCUUGGUGCUUACAUACCUGCGUCUACAGUACUACUUUCUGUCGAAACCCUCGGAAGUUCUGAAUAUAACAAGUAUUCGAGAUUUUGACAAGGAUCAAGACGUGACGGCAGAAAACCUCAAAAGUCUGUUGCUCCUGUAUAUUCGUGACUAUCGCAAAGUAAAGUGUAUGGCACUUGAUGCCGACUGCUGGUCCCAAGGUGGCCUACAAAAGGUCGAGAUCCGCCAUAUCGACGAGAUCGUGGAUUGGCUAUGCACCGAAAGCCAGAUCUGGGCACUUCCUUUGGGUCAAUGUCAAUGGUGUGAUAUUUAUGCCGAGAACGAAGACGAAGACGACAGCGAUAGCGAAACAGAGAGCUCUGAAUCUGAGUCCGACGAUGACGGUUAG